AUGGCCAGCUGCUUGGUACCUGCACUGCUACUGCUACUGCUUCUAGGAUCGCGGAGCUCUGUAGCACCGAAUCCAUGCGUGGACGCGGCCGACGCGUGCACCGCCGACGAGCGGUGCCAUCGGCUGCGCACCGCGUACGUGGUGCAGUGCUUGGGUCGUGCCGGGCCAGGGGGCUGCCCCCGCGCCCGCUGCCGCCGCGCCCUGCGCCACUUCUUCGCCCGCGGGCCGCCCGCGCUUACACACGCACUGCUCUUCUGCCCUUGCGGCGGCCCCGCGUGCGCAGAGCGCCGGCGCCAGACCUUCGUGCCCUCCUGCGCUUUCUCAGGGCCUGGCCGGGCGCCACCUUCCUGCCUCGGGCCCUUAGACGCCUGCGAGCACAGCCGGAUCUGCAGGCCCCGCCUCCUGGCCUUCCAGGUCUCCUGCGCGACCACAGCCAGCAACCCUGACGGCUGCCUCCAAGACCAGGCCCCAAGCUGCCUGCGCGCCUACGCCGGCCUCGUGGGCACAGCCAUCACGCCCAACUACGUGGACAACGCAAGCGCGCGCGUGGAGCCCUGGUGCGACUGCAGAGCCAGCGGAAAUCGGCGUGAGGAGUGCGAAGUCUUCCGGGGACUCUUUACGAGGAACCGCUGCUUGGACAGUGCCAUACAGACCUUUGACGGUGGGUGGCCCCCAAUCCUCCGUAACCAGUUGGACUCCCACCAGGACCCUGAGCAGAGUCUCCUGCAGGUGUCUUCUGCAGAUGUGCUCCUGGAGGGGAGCUCCCUGCUCUCCAUGCUUCUUGUUCUGGCUCUCCAGUCCCUGUUCUGACUUGGACAGCAGACCUUGGACAACUGUCCCACCCUGCCUGGGAUAUUGGGCCUCAUUAGUGGCCUACUGCCCCACUGAAAAGGGACUGGCUUGUCUCCUAAGCUGGCCCACUGCUCUUGCUCUACUGCUCUUUGCAGAUCUGGACACUGUUUUAUCAUGCUCUAAGGUGUACAUCUGAACAGACUUGUAGACAAAACUCCCUCUGGUACUCCAGCAUUUUAUGGCAUCCUCCUAGUUAGGCACUACCCAUCAUGAUAGACACCGGCACCGCAUCACUAACGCUGGCAGAUUGCUUCCUGUCUUUGAUGUGCUGCUUGUUGGACACCACCUUGAGUGAGAAUCCAGUUC
This is a messenger RNA of Budorcas taxicolor (takin), 1158 nucleotides long. RefSeq names its product GDNF family receptor alpha 4 (gene GFRA4). Lineage: Eukaryota; Metazoa; Chordata; Mammalia; Artiodactyla; Bovidae. The record is from RefSeq and is a predicted model, not a curated record. The coding region runs from base 1 to 810 and encodes 269 amino acids. Gene Ontology annotation, cellular component: external side of plasma membrane; signaling receptor complex. Gene Ontology annotation, biological process: nervous system development. Gene Ontology annotation, molecular function: glial cell-derived neurotrophic factor receptor activity. The transcript has 6 exons.